Lytechinus pictus (painted urchin) is the source of this 4764-nucleotide messenger RNA. RefSeq names its product serine/threonine-protein phosphatase 6 regulatory ankyrin repeat subunit B-like. Gene Ontology annotation, molecular function: protein binding. Lineage: Eukaryota; Metazoa; Echinodermata; Echinoidea; Temnopleuroida; Toxopneustidae. The coding region runs from base 1 to 3153 and encodes 1050 amino acids. Gene Ontology annotation, cellular component: T-tubule. The record is from RefSeq and is a predicted model, not a curated record. The transcript has 13 exons. Gene Ontology annotation, biological process: signal transduction; protein localization to T-tubule; regulation of cardiac muscle contraction.
AUGGUUGUUUCCUACCAGUACCCAAUUAGCACAUGGGAGAGAGUGGCAAUGGCGCCUGGCCAAAGGGCUCUAGGCCUUGGUGUGAUUCGAACACACGACCCUCUGAUUACAAGGCGAGAGUUAGAACCGCUACACCACUUCCAUGCUCCCACGGCAAUAAUGAAAUUAAACAUCAUGGACUCAAUGAUGAAAAGGGAGUCAUCUGUGGUCACAUCACAUUAUCUAGCUACUCAACAGGAAAUUUCUAAAUUACCCAAAUCCAUCGAUAAUCUUAGAGCAAGCAUGGUUCAAGAUAAUACAGAUGACUACUCUCCGUUACAAAUGGCUGUAAUGAAUGGUCACCUUGAUAAAGUAAAAAGCCUAGUCAGUCAAGGGGCGAACGUGAAUCAGGGUACCGCUGAAGGCUGGACACCGUUAAUGAUUGCGGCAAAGACCGGCAGAGUGGAGCUUUUGACAUUUCUCAUCGGUCAAGGGGCUGAAAUUACAAAGUCUGUUACAAGACUGACUGCUUUACACUUUGCUGCUCUCCUUGGUCAUCUUGAUGCUAUCAAAUAUCUGAUCAGUCAAGGGGCUGAUGUGAAAGAAGGAAAUGAAAAUGGUUGGACUGCAUUUCACAUUGCUGCUUUCAGUGGUCAUUUUGAUGUCAUCAAAUAUUUGAUAAGUCAAGGGGCUGAAAUAAACCGAGGAAAUAAUAACGGUGGGACUGCAUUACACUAUGUUGCUUUAAGUGGUCAUCUUGAUAUAACCAAAUAUCUCAUCAGUCAAGGGGCUGAGGUGAAAAAAGGAGAUAACGAUGGUUGGACUGCAUUACACUUCGCUGCUCUUAAUGGUCAUCUUGAUGUAACCAAACAUCUCAUCAGUCAAGGGGCUGAGGUGAAAAAAGGAGAAAACGAUGGUUGGACUGCAUUACACACCGCUGUUCAUAAUGGUCAUCUUGAUGUAACCAAACAUCUCAUCAGUCAAGGGGCUGAGGUGAAUAAAGGAGAUAACAAUGGUUGGACUGCAUUACACUUCGCUGCUCAUAAUGGUAAUCUUGAUGUAACCAAAUAUCUGAUCAGUCAAGGGGCUGAGGUGAAUAAAGGAGAUAACGAUGGUUGGACAGCAUUACACUUCGCUGCUCAUAAUGGUAAUCUUGAUGUAAUCAAAUAUCUCAUCAGUCAAGGGGCUGAGGUGAAUAAAGGAGAUAACAAUUCUUGGACUGCACUACACUUGUCUGCUCAUAAUGGUCAUCUUGAUGUAACCAAAUAUCUCGUCAGUCAAGGUGCUGAGGUGAACAUAAAAAAUGAAAAUGGUUGGAAAUCUUCAAACUUCGCACUUUUAAGAAAUCAUAUUGAUGUUGUUAAGUUUCUGAAAACUGAAGGUGCGAGUAUUGAUGAAGAAAUUCUUCAUCAGCAGAAACAUCUACGUUUGUUAUUUCCUCUGAUGAUCAUGGCAAAACGUCUCAACACAGCUUUCAAUACCGAGGAUAUUCAUCUUGCAAUACAAAAUGGUCAAACCACCACGAUUGAGAACUUAGUGUCUCAAGGAGCUGAUCUCAAUGUCCAGUCAGCUGACGGUCAGAUGUGUCUCCAUGAAGCCAUCAAACUCUGUUACAAAACUGGGAGAAAUGUAGAAGAAAGCUACACGCUACGAAAGAUUUCAGACGAGUUUUACAAUGGAAACCUAUCACCCGAAAAGGCUUUGGUGUUUUAUUUACUUGACAAUGGAGCUAAGACAGACGUGGAAGAUAAGUCAGGAAAAUUACCAAUCCACUAUGCCGAAGAUGAAGUGGUUAGACAGAUGAUCUUAUCGAGAAUGAAAUCUCAUCCUGAAGAGGCCCAUUAUUAUCAAGAAAGCGUGAAUAAAGAACGUCACAAGGAAUCUGAAGUCUCUGCUGCCGCAACUUUAGAGGAUGUCACUAUGUCCCAGAAUGAUAAGAGGGAUCAGACUGCAGAAAUCGAUGAGGGUCAUACUGAUGAAGAAUAUGACUUGAUUCAAAUUGAGAAGCAUGGCAUUACUGUCAGAAUUUCCAAAUAUGAAAUUUACAGUGCAAAGGACAUCACUGUGGAAGUGAUUGAAGAGGUGCCACUUGAGCUAAAGCUAAAAGAGACAGAAGCCAUCAUAUCGGUUGGAUUAAAGAUGUCGCCUUCGGACGCAAUGUUUGACAGUCCUGUAAGAGUAACAAUGCCCCACUGUGGUGCAUUUACAAAGCCUACUGAUGCAGAAGUUUACAUCUAUUAUCGCAAGAACGAUUCUACUAAGUUUACAGCGAUUCUAUCCACCAGCACGAGAAUCCCAAAGUGUGUUGUGAGAGAUCGCGAUCUAGAUAUCUACCUGGAACCCUUCUCAGAAUUUUGGAUUAUUGCUACAAUAAGAAAGAUAUUUAUUGGGAAAGUCAUUAUUUGUACACCAAUCAUUCCUGUACCAGCACCUAGAAAUCCCAUGCCCGUUGUGUGGGUCAAUGUCAGGGACCAAAACACUGAAGAAGAGCAGAUUCCAGAAGAAUAUAAGGCCCCGAUUCCUGAGGAGCAGUUCUUAUUUAGGUGGAGGUCCGGGGGAUUGAAGAUUUCUUGCAAAGAAAGCACCUUGAAAGACGAGCCUCAGAUUCUCCAGGAAAGAGAAUUUCGUCACCUAAAUAAGCACAAAAAAAUGUUCGAGGUGGAUACACAAAACAUUACUGAGAAUGCAGUAAAUCUACACAUCACCCUACAACAGAAUACAACGAAGAAUACGCUCAUCGUUCCAAUGUCGUUAAAAGCUACGGUGAUAUCAGAGGGAGGAGCUUGCUCACCAUCAACGAUAGCGACAUCAUCCUCAUCAGCUGACAAUCAUCCUGUAGAAACCAUAGGUUCUGCUUCUACCUCUGAAACAAGAGCACCAAGGGAAGAGUCUGAGAAGGAUUUCGAUGGCAUUCUGAGGAAAAUUGCUAAGCAGGUCAACAAAAUGCAGGACGUCGAUGAACUUGGCUGUGAACUGGAAUUUCAACCGUCAGAAAUAGAAUCAUACUUAGAGAAUAACAGGAAUGGAUCAUACAUGGGCACGCUACAGAUGCUCCGUGCAUGGGUGAAACGAAAAAAAAUGAUAUUAAACAAACGUGAACUAUUGAGGCAAGCCCUUAUUGACAUCGAUAACGUUCGUUUGGCUGACGAGCUCCUGGGUGUCGAUAAGCAAUGAUAAGCCAACGUGACCCUAACCAACAAGUUUGAGAGUACAUAUUAGGCCCACCAUCCAACCCUGCAAUUUCUACCCAGAGAAGUGUGUUGUGAUGCCUAGGUUCAAGAAGAGAAGUCGUAUACAUAAUUUAUAGGUGUAAAUGAAAUUAAAUUUUUACUAUGUUUAUAUCGUGUGGAUAAAGUUGUGUUUAAAAGUCAGUGAAACCCUCCAGAAAUCAACAUAUUUAUGUUUUAGAUGUUUAGCUGCGAAGUCAGGCGAUGAAAUAUUACAUUCAAUAAAGUUUGUUUCUCUGGGCUCGCCGAACAUUGUAUAAUAUCAUCUAUAUUCAGCACUCUGCAUGAAGGAGUGUGUUUCAUGGUGGGGAUCGCUAACUUCAGAACACAACUGUGGGUUUCAGUUACUCCACUGAGUAUGAGGUUAAAUCAAGUAUUGCUAUAUCCAAAAAUGUACAUAAUUCUUAUUUCGCAAUAUUACGACGUUUUUAUUUUGUUGUUCCAAUGUACAAAAAGUCAGCAGCAGGACAUGUUAUUUCUCCAUUGUAGGUGUUACUUAUUGAUAUAUAAUGUUAAUCAAAUUGUAUAAGGAGAUAUAUCUUAGUAUAUUGAGAGUGAGGUUCCGAUGGAGGUGCUGUGGCCGAGUGGUCUAAGGCGCCUGAUUAUACACAGGAAAGUCCGGGGUUCGAUCUCCGGUCUCAGCACCUAUGCCUGUGAGCACGGCAUUUAAUCGACGGUCCUUUAUUCAAAUAAAUGGGAAUGUUUUAUGCCUUCUUGAUAGAUAUGUGUGCACUGUGUGUUUUGAUACUGAUAUCCUUCCAUCAUAUAUCUAAGUUUUCUCUAUCGCGAAGCCAAUUUACACGAAUAUAUAUUUUGUGUAAUAGAUAGUUAAACAUAAUUAUUAUGAUAUGUUUGUCUUAGUAAUUGAUAUGUCUGCACUUUUUUAUAGUGAUAUCCUUCCAGCAGAUAUCAUUUUUUUUACAUCGCGAUUUACACGAAAAUAUUUUUUGGGGAAAUUGCAAUUAACCAGAUGAAGUGCCUGUUCUAUGCCAAGUUUAUCUUAGAAAUUAAUGCAUUAUAUAUGUAUCAUAACUGAAGAGGAUAUUCGUUGUUUUUAUCAUGGAUACGUUAUAAUUACGAUUAUAUUGCAGUGAAUGAAGAUAUUAUUAGUGUAAUUUGAAUAUACGUAGUUUAAUAGCUAAUAUAGGACCCAAUAAGAUAUUACUUAACAAAAAAAUAACAAUGGCAAUACUCAGAAAUGUAUGAAGUUUAUUAUUUUUGUUAUUUAUUUUUUUGAAAUACGUAGUAUUGCUAUGUUCAUGAUGUUAAAUGGUAUAAAUCCCUCCAAAAAAGUUUGGAAAUCUGAAUUUGGCCAUUAAUUUCUCCCAACUCCAACUUUUACAGAAUGGAUAUUUAAUAUCAUUCAAAAGAUCAUUUAAUUCUCUUUAAAAUAAUACCAUGCCUAUUAUGAUCAUGCCAUCACAAAAAAAGCCGGAUUCAAAAGUGAUGGAUGAGGUCCGAAUUGAAAAGCUGCAAAACGAGCAGAAAUAGUCAUGAAGGGUCAAUAAAGGACAUGAUUCUUUUGUCUGUGUCAAUAGAGAUGAAAAUCCAUUCAUGA